Molecule: messenger RNA, 971 nt
Organism: Patiria miniata (bat star)
Lineage: Eukaryota; Metazoa; Echinodermata; Asteroidea; Valvatida; Asterinidae
Product: fucolectin-5-like
Exons: 4
Coding region: 423-971 (182 amino acids)
Source: RefSeq, a predicted model, not a curated record
UCUGAUCUUCACAAUGGGCCGGGUUUAGCCAAUUUCUUGGCGUUAUGGGGUAGUCAUAGGGCCUAUACCCAUAUCAUUGCCAGGCUCUCUUCUCCAGCCUAUGACCAGUGGCGUAGCCAGUAUUUUUCCAGUGGGAAGUCCCGGGGGGGGGGGGCACCAGCAAGUGAGAGACUUGUGGUACUUGGUGCGCUACAUAUGUCGCAGGCGACUCAUAUACCUUAAUUAUUAAAGAUAUAAUUAGGCAAUGAAAUUGGUUCCCUGAUGCGGUUAAAAGACCGGUAUCCUUGGUGAAAAUAUACUGUGUCACUUCUACGCCAAGGUCGAGCUGUAGUACGUCCAUACACUUGACUGACUAGUUUCCGACUAUUUCAGUGGAGAAGUUGGAAAUACCUGGCCUGUCACUGAAUGCUGGAGGCAAGCAAAUGGGUAAUAGUUUCUUCUCUAUAUCGGAGAUUCUGCUGUGCUGCAUCCAGUAUGCUUACUGCGAUCUUACAGCCCUUCCGCUUGUCAACAAGCAAGCAUGGCAGAGCACUAGCGGAGGGCCCGCUGGGAGGGCGAUUAACAAUUCCUACCAAACGUUCCAAUACACUGACACUGGGGACCCUCAUCCGUGGUGGAUUGUCGAUUUAGAUGGGGAACACUGCUUGGGCAGAGUUACUGUCACACUUCGGACAGGAUGCUGCGGCCAGCACCGCUUUACCGGCGCAUUAGUCCGGGCAGGACUGAACAUGAAUGUGACCAAUGAUCCAAGCCCACCAUGCGGCUCCCCAGCCUUCAGGAAUCAGUCCUCGGACGGGGCAACCAACAAAUUCCUGUGCGAUCCGCCGCGAAUGGCCCGCUAUGUUAGCCUGGAUAUAAACAUCUCUCGUCCAGGUGUGACGGCCAGCAACGCUUAUCUGCAACUGGCAGAGGUCAAUUUGGAGGAAUACACGUCUGGAGAGUGUGAUGCGCCGAAAAUCGGAAAGUCCUGA